Belonocnema kinseyi is the source of this 4560-nucleotide messenger RNA. RefSeq lists its product as uncharacterized. The record is from RefSeq and is a predicted model, not a curated record. The coding region runs from base 242 to 3808 and encodes 1188 amino acids. Lineage: Eukaryota; Metazoa; Arthropoda; Insecta; Hymenoptera; Cynipidae. The transcript has 13 exons.
AAGGUGUUACCCGUUUUGCUCCGCUAUAAUUUCUUUCAAAAACAGUGGAAUUUAUAAUGAAAAUCGGUGAAAAUUGCUCCAAGUCAUUAUAAAGUUGUCUAGAUUCAGUUUUUUUUCAUCUUAUGAAUUAGGGUAUCAAUUUGUUGCGCUAUGCAAUGCGAAAGAGGUUAACGCGGAAACUAUGAAAGUGAAGUUUAAAUGAUCAUAUUGUCUAAAAAGCCAACGUGAUUUUCGAAUACCAAUGGACGUAACAGACGAGAUCAACUUUGGCGAUUUACAAAAGCACGAACGAUACAAAAAAUUGCAACGGGACCUGAAACUGGCUCGUAUCAAACAGACAAAAAUACUUGAGAAUUCAGAAUUCAACGUGAGAGAGAAAUUUAAGACAAACUUUAAUUUAAAAACCAGUGGAUUAAUUCAAUCACUUCCAUGGCCUAGUUGUUCGAGCAUUAAUGCAGAUCCCUCGGAUUUUAACAGUACCGUAACGUCCUCGACAUUACAAGUAUCAAGAACCGGCAGUGAAGUUUUGGCUUCCUCUUGUCACCUGAAAAAACUCAUUUCCAAAAGGCAGAUGCUACAUAAACCAAUGGCAACUUCAAGUCUCAAGCAAUAUUCAGAAGCCGAUCAGAGUGUAGAUGACAGAGCAAUUAUGCCACCUCCUUCUAGUAGCAAUAUAAUUCGUCCACCUGCAAAAAGAUCGUCUCCUUCAGUUACCACGGAAUCACUUAAUCAGUCUCGACAGCCACCGUCAUUUACUGAUGACCUUUAUUCUCGUGGAAAACAAUCUUUCUCGGAUGGAAAUUCCAGCACUGAUCAUCCUGAAGAUUCUGGAUGUCCUCAGGAUCAGAGCAGAGGAAAACCCAUCGUUCGAGAUUUUUAUCGAUGGAGAGUUGUUCUCAAUGAUCAGGGACAGUUGCUGAUUAAAGGAUCUCUUGAAAAUGGGAAGAUUGCACGUAGCAAACCAGUUUUAAAAAUGCUUUCAUCGACAAAGGUUGAAUCGAUUUACAAGCACACUUACUGUCUUCACGGGAACAUAAUCGAUGAAAAAAAUGAGUUGCCGAAAUACAUUUACACGAAAUUCUACAGCGGUUUUCCCGACGACUGGGAAAAUAUCCACCAAAUCUGGAAGAACUACGUCGCUCAAGGAAGCAAAGAAAAUUAUCGAUGGCCAAUGGACGUUUGUUUCAGUGACGAUGACCUUAAUAGCGAAAUCACCGAUAUCACUGACAUUCAUAGAAGUAGUGAGACGAAAUUUCAGGAACCCAGUUCCAUUGACAAAUCGACUCCUCAGAGGUCUUCCGGUUACAGUUCGGAUAUCCGACCAGAAAGUAAUUCAAAAUCGAGUGAAAAUUUGAGCAGAGAUGUAAACUUGAAAGAUGCCUCGCAUUUGUCGAGCAGGAAUAAAACCAUGGAGGUUUCGAGUUUUUCUAGUGAAAAAGAGAAUAGAAGUCGAAUGGAGAAUAAAAGUCAAGAUGAGAGCAGACACCUGGGUGAAAACAGAAGUGGAAAUUUAUACACAGCUCUGAAUUAUGCUCAGACUUUAAAAGACUAUAUCUUUGAAGAUAAGCUGACCAUUAUAACCCAGAAUUUACUGAACGAAAAUUGCCCUCGGGAGUACGUAAGAUACGUAAAUGAAACUAUCGAGAAUUUAAACCAUCUCAUUUCUUACAAAAUGACGAACUUGGAUGAAACCGAAGUCAAGCGGCCGAGAGUUGAAGCCAAAAAUGAUUCCCGUAUCGCUGAAGACUUUCAAAGAAAUUGUUCCACUCCUCUUUUCGCAUGCAAUGAACGAAUGUUGAAUGCAUCGACACAAGUUUCUGCCAAUGAGGUGGUUCAGAGAAUAUCAAAUGUUGAAACUGAAAAGCGAAAUGAAAAGCACGAAACAUAUCCAAAAAUGAUAAGCCCGCAGAAUCUAAAUCCAGUAACGAGUGGUGAUAUUUCGGAAAGCGAAACUUACGCUGGAAUUCCAAAAAUAUCGAUGGAUCGAAUUUUUCAGUCGAAGAAUUACCAUUCGAGGUACAAGGAGAGGAAAAUUGAGCGUAAUUUGAAAAGUAAUGCUUUGAAAUUGAGCGCGAAUGACUGUAGGGAUAAUUUGUCUUAUGACUCGAGUGUGAGUUUGACGGAGGAAGAAAUUCAAAAGAAUUAUGAGGAAAAGUCGAACAAAGCUAGGUUGAAUUCAAAUAUCCCACAAUUUGGAACAAAUACGUCAAAAGUUUUCGGAGGAAGAACCGAUUUACAAUUGGACCCUCUGAGGCAAAAUCGCAUACCUUUGGAAGUGAUGCGAAAAACUUGCUUCGAGGAAAACAGAAAGAGGAUAGAGAAUUCCAACACAACUGCCAAUUUCAACAACGCCAAUUUGACUUCGCUGGAUAGAGAAAACAGAAAAACCCCGAAUGAUAAGGAAAAUUUAGAAGCGAAUAAACAACCUGGGUCUUUAGAAACUUUUCAGAUGAAAGAGGCUCAGAGUUCACAGCAUCUUAAAGUUGAUGAUCAGCGAGGGAAACUGAAAGCAACAAUAGUAAAUUCGGAAGUCAGUGCCUUGCAGAGGUCGAAAAGGCCGCAUAAAAAUCAAUUUUUAACUUUCGAAUCAGAUGAUAGUAGACCGGAGCAAAGAGAAAAGGAUGAAGCAUUCAAGAAUUCGACUUUUCUGAAAGGUGCGGAAACGUUUCAGGAUCCGGAGAAAAUUGCAUCUGAAGAUCGAGAGAUUUCGGGAAAUGAUUACUUCGGGUCUGAGAACAAUCCCAAGCUUUUGGAAUUUUGGACGCCGCAUGUAACUUUUGAUGGCAAAAAUUAUCAUCUUAUUUUUGAAGGGAUUUUGCUAAAUGCGGUAGGUCGGCCUAUGAAGAAAAAAUUUAUUUCGAAUCAUGUCGUGAGAAGAGUUUCCUCAAAGGUUAUUGAAACGGAAGAUCGUCAAUUUUAUAAGCUGAUUGGUGAUUUGCAUAAUACCAAGCAUGUUGUUCCGAAGGAGCUUUUACCUCAAUGCAGAAACGGAUGCCCAGCAAAAAUCGAUCACUUCUGCGCCAUGUGGCUGAAAUUAAAAGGAGAAAACAACGUUAUCGCCGAGCGUCCACAAAAAUCUGCUACAGAACUUUUACAAAAUGUUCAAAGUAGUACUAGAGGAAGGCGCAUUUUACCUCCUUUGAAUUAUUGGACGGGUGAGCGAUUAGUUGUAAAAGACGACAACCCUGUUUAUAAACCAGCAGAUCCAAAGGAAUAUUUUGCACCUUCCGGAAUCAAGAGCCCUAAAAACACCCGGAACCCACAAGAUCAAGAAAAUCAGACGGACAUGGCAAAAGAAAUCGCGAUGCCAAGCACAAUAAAGAAAGUUGACAAGAUAUCAAAACCCAAUCUUUCGAAUGAGGAUCCUCUUUCGUCGACCCGUGCAACAAAGGGUUCUUCCAACUCCGAAGAAAUCGAAGCUCCCAGCAAAAAUAAAAUUGCCCAUAAACUGAUCUUCUCGUCAAGCGACAGCGAAGAGGACCAACAAAAAAUCAACACGCGCUCAAAGAGAAAGAGUCGAAAAAGUUUCGAUUUCAUCGAAAACUCAUCCAGACGUGAGAAAAAUGCCUAUCGACAAAACGAGAAUCCUAAAACUGCUAAUUCCUAUGGAUUGAGAAAGAGGCAAAAAAUUGAUCAUAAUGAAGUUGAUUCAGAUAUCGAGAGUGAUACGGAUUCGAGUCCAAGUGACAAACAUGAGAAGAAAAAAUUGCAAACGACAAACAAGCCUUCUCAAAUUCGUUGCAUUUAUAAGAGAAACGUUCCAGCUAAAGACGCCAUGCUAUCGGACGAUCAGCUUUCAGUGGCGUGAAUGUAUAUAGGAUUCGUAGAUUAUUUACAUCAAUAAUGAUAUAGUUUAUUAUAUUAAGAAGAUCUGGUAUCUGAAAAUCGAGAUAAUUAUAAGAAUUAACUCCUAGAUAGAUUCAAAAUUCGAGAUCUGUUACAACAAAUUCUAUCGGAAAUUAUGCCUUACGGUAAAAUAUAAAACUUUAGUAGAAUAUUAAGAUGAAUAAUAUAGUUGAUGUGGUUUUUAUUUCGUUUGAGACCUUGAAUCAUUGUUAUUAUAUAAAUACUUACGGUGCUCUAUAAAAAUAGAAUCUCAAUUUUUUAAUUAGCUUUAAAUAUAUUUUUCUUACUAUACAGUGUAUUUGAAAUAUGGACAACGAAUUAAAGAAGUAUAGGAUAAAGGAUUCCAUGUUUAGUUUAUAUUUUAAAUUCUAAAUAUAACUAUUAAUUCCCAGCUAAGUGUCAGAAAGAGAUUGCUAAUCGUAAAUAGAAGCGUGUUUUCACACUUUCAAUUUGUUUCCUUAAACCAAAAUUGUGACGAAUUAAAUUCGUUUUCAAUCUGACCGAAUUUUUUCAUUGAGCGAUUGGAAUUUUGAUGAUUAGCUGAUUUUCAAUUGUUUAUGAGUUAAGAUGAACAAAUUUGAAUCUUCGAAGCUAAUGUUUUUUUUAAAUACAGCAUGUCCAAAGCAAUUCGGAACGAAAUAAUAUAUCAUUAAAAUUGAUUCGAAAGGUAAAAUUAUAUUUAAAAGUGAAAUAAAAAAUAAAAAUAGUGUACAC